AUGACGUUGUCCUCCCCCUUCACAAUGGCGAUCGAGUUUGCGCCGGAUGAGAGCCGCACCGUCUUCCCUGGCUCGGUCACCAUCACCAAGACGACGCUGACGGUGCUCAAGCGAAAUAACACCGCCCCCACCGCAGUGCAGGACCCCGUGAUGAAUGAGCGCUCUGAUUUUGUUGGCGCCUGCAGCUUACCACUGAUCCAGUUCUACCGACAUAAAAACAUCAUCACCCUCAUGCGCGGCUCCAGCUUCUUGUUCGAUAAGGCCGCCGUCUCGAUCGGCUUCCACCCCGGUGCUGCCGGCAGCAGCCACACAGAUUCCUCCAUCCGCGCCAGCAACCACUCCCGCCGCAACAACCCAUCAAUGUGGGAGACACUAGCGAUACACUGCGUCACGCCGGACGAUUGCGACCGCGUCGUCGAGGUACUGCUGACUUGCAACGCUGAGAAAACGUCCGUGCCUCCGCUUCCGAUGCGCUCGGGGGGCCAUGGGUCGCGCAACACGUCCAUCCCGGCGAGUCUGAACAGCUACAGCCACCAUAACGAGCAAAGCGGGCGCUCCAGCAGCGCGCGUCGCGAGCACCACCACAGCCACCGCAGCUCACCGAGCUUGAGCAGUUACCAUCCAGCAUCGAGCCAUAUGAGCGAGCGUCCGCAGUGGAAAGAGAGCGCACAGUACACUAGCCCUCGCGGCAGCACUCUGCAGAUGGAGCUGUCGACUCCCCGCAGCUCCCGCCUGCCGAGCCGUCGAGAGAGCGAUGAUGCAGCAGCGCAGUCGUCAGUGCGCAUUGGCGAGCUCACGCCACGCAGCUCGCGCUUGCCUUCUCGCCGCGAGAACGACGACAUGACAUCCAUGACGACGCCGUCGCAGUCGAUCCGUUCAUUUCAGCAGCGUGUGGCGCCUGGACGCUCCACUGCCGCCAAAACGCUGAGUCAGUUGAACUCUGAGAAGCAACAGGUGCCACAGCGCCGCCACCACAGCUCCGAGAGGAAGCGCGACGCACUGUCGACGGCAUCGACGUCGCACCGUCGCCUGGUUGACCCGGCGGAGCGCGAGUUUGCCACGACUGAGGAGACCCGUCCGCACAGCCGUCCACAUCGUCACCGUAGUCAUUCCCGGCCCUCUGCGUCGUCUCGGUCGCUACAGCGCAAUGGCGCCUCCACCGCUGCAUUUGAAGGCGGCCAUGCGCACCGCCACGGCACCCCGCACAGUGCGCGCGGCACAGGCAGUGUGACGUCCCUCUCUACCCCUGUGUCGGCGUCUCGCCGGUACGUCUCCCCCCGCACCGGCACGAUGGACUACAGUGCGAGCGUCAGCCCACGCAGCACCGUGCUACCCACGGAGAAGCUCGGGCAGGACGCUUUCCUGCGCAGUCUGCAGCGGCUUCAGCACCACCGCCUUCACUUCAUGCAGCACCUCCACAAGGAGAUGGUGCACCAUGCCUACCUGGCCGAGGAGGCGAAGGUAAGGGCCGCUAUGGCGUCUGCCAAGACGAGCCUGUCGCGUCACCGUACACGCUCACCGACUAGCGGACGGAUGUUAGAGGUGACAGGGGCGGAGGCAACGCACCUGCGCGAGAUCGAGGCUCGCUUAGCGCAGGUUGAGGCCCUCCACUGUGAAGCGGAGCGCGAACGCGAGGAGGCAGCGCGGCUGCGUCGUGAGUACGAGUGUAGGAACGAUGAGAUAAAUGCCCGCAUGGGCGGCUCCCAUAACGUGUCGGAGCCGAGCUCGUCCGUGAUGAGCCCACGCCGCAGCAGCGUGCACCCGAUAAACGGGCAGUUGAUGGUGCUGCCGCCACAGAGCGGCGGCGGCAACGGCUACCCUUUCACAGCACACCAGGGAUACAUGAUGUCCCCGGAGUGGGCGCUGGCGGUCGAUCCAGCCGCGGCCCCCCGUCCUGACGACGUGGACCUCGGCGUCGCCAUCAUCGACCGCUACGUCUUUGGGGAGGAGUGGGACCGCCUUCACCCCGCUUAUGAGGUGGAUGUCCGUUUCAACGCGCUGAUCGACAUCUGCUUGGCGGUGAAACUGCCACGCCGCCUCGUGAACAUCACCAGCAUCGUGGUCGACCGUCCCGGCUUGCGCCUGACAGCGGAGAUCCGGUACGACCGCGCCAAGAUCGAGCGUGACGGGGUAGAGCGGCGCAUGCACGGCUGCCCAUUCCGUUUCCUCCAGCGCUUCUACGCCAUGCGAGACUUGUACGACCCCAUGCACGACAGCGCCGCCGCGCUUGCCGGUGGCAGCAUCGCGCCGAUGACUAUGGGGCCAAGUGCUGCUAACGGACGCCGCCCCUCUGCGGCAAGAUCGCGCCGAGGGUCCCGCGCGCUGUCAGCGCAGCGCCGCCGCUCGGGUCUUGCCCCACAGUACAACAACAGCGAUGUGAGUGAGAUCUCUGACGACUUCGUCGAUGCCUACGACUUGGACGCGCGCCGUGACCACUAUCACCGUCGUGCCGAUGAUCGCGUCCGCGCUGAAGAGGACCGUAUGGCGAAGCGUCGCAAGCGCAUGGCGAUGGAGCUGCACCACCAGUUGGCAGACAACAUGGCCCAGCUGGAGGAAGAGGAGGAGUACCUCCGCGAUCGCGUUCAGUUCGCCGAGGCGAAGGAGCGGCAAAGGAUCGGCAAGGAGGCCCGUUCGAAUGUGAAGACGACCCUAACGACUUCCAUGGCGCAUCUCGAGGAGGAGGAGCGCGUGGGGCGGGCAGCGAUGGAGGUAGGUGCAGCGCGCCAACUGCACGUGCUGAUGGGCGGGCACCGUCGGAAGCUCGCGCUUUUCGGCUUGCAAGCCAGCGAGGCGGAGCGGCGCAAGCAGAUUGCUGCGCAGGAGGCGCACGCCCAACGUGACCUUAAUGAGACCAUGAACCCGGCAGGUACCGCUCAGAGAAGGCAGGCGGAGCAUCGGGCCCGCGAGGAAGAGGCUCUCGCUCGCCGCGGCGCCAUGUACGCGAGCAGACAGGAGUUGGAGGCAGCUGUGGCGGACAUGGAGGCGGACGAAGUGGCGGCGCGCGCCAUUAUCCGCUCGCAAGCGAUGGAGUCGCUGCUGGACCUGCUCUCCCGCCGACCUGCACCGAAGUCUAAGGACGGAUGCUAUGCUCUGCUCCAUACGCCGUCCACAUUGAGGACGCUGCUGGGUGACCUGAAGGCAGACGAGACCGCACAGCGGCGGCAGAUCAUAGCCGAUGAGCGCCACCGUCGAGCUCUGUACCGGCAGGAGGACGUCAUGAAUCGCGAAGCGGCGGAUCGUGGGGCCAUCGAGGAGGCGGAAAUGGACGCUCGUGACGCCAUCGUGGAUGACAUGAUGGCGCGGAACCGCCAUCAGCUGGAGCGCCGGCUGAACGAUCGCGAGAAGCUUCUGAGUAUCCUCAACGAGGAACAGUUCUACCGCAAGACGAUCCUGUCGGACGAGCAGGACGCCUUUGAGGUACUCGCGGAGCUGUUCACAGCGGGGCUGAAGGACUUGCUGGCGCGCGUGCCAGAGGUCAUCGACGAUGACGACGAGGAUCUGCGCCGCCGCCGCGUGAGCACGGCGCGUCAGGCGAAGUUGUUUCACUACAUGACGUUCUCGCCGGAUGACAUGGACUACCCACCGAGCGCCGUGCUCGCCAUCGAGGGCAUUGUGGGCUGCUCAAUCAAUAAGAACCUCGAGGUGGUUAGCAUAGCCCGUCCACUCCCCAAAGCGGAGGAGGACCUGCAGCUGCAGGCAGGCGACAUGAUUCUCGACGUUGCCGGCCACUCAUUGCAUUCCCUGUCGCACCUGCGUGAGGUUCUGUCGAACCGCGCCAUGCAGAUCCAGGAGGAGGCGUUUACCGAGUUCCCUGAUCUGCCGCAAGAUCAGCUCACCAUCAACCCGGCCUUGCAGAAGUACGUUGAGAUGCUGUGCGAGCACCAUAACUUCCUGGUACAGGUGCUGCGCGGAUGCGAGAUCUACCAGAUCAUCGUGCGGUCCUAG
Leishmania braziliensis MHOM/BR/75/M2904 is the source of this 3945-nucleotide messenger RNA. RefSeq lists its product as hypothetical. The transcript has a single exon. The record is from RefSeq and is a predicted model, not a curated record. NCBI's taxonomy places the organism in Eukaryota, Euglenozoa, Kinetoplastea, Trypanosomatida, Trypanosomatidae. Bases 1 to 3945 code for a protein of 1314 amino acids.